AUGAACUGGGUCCAAAGCGAAGUCAAGCAAAGAAUCAUCCUAGGCUUACACAUCCACGACGCCCUGCUUUCCCGAAUCCACCACCACGAACCUCUCCUCCACAACUCGCUCGACCGACUACCCCAGAUAUCCUCAAACGAGCUCUUCACAGCAUCCAACGCCUCAACCUGGAAAUCCCUCAUGCUAGAAACCCAAGCCAACCCAGGGCCCCUCACUCACCCAUCCCCAACCCAACGAAUCCAACACCAGUCCCGAACCCCAAGCGACUUCGCCCUAAACGGCCUCCUCGAAUCAAUAAACGCCCUCACCUACGAAGACCAAGAACACCACUCCCCAACCCCAGACUGGAUACACACCGUCCAAAAAAGCCACAAACUCCUCACCAACUUCCACAUCAAAUACAACCCUCACCCCAAUAAACCCAGCGGGUAUUCCCAUCCCAACCCCUCCUACACCCACACAUGGCCCUGCACAAUGAUACUCUGGCACUCAAUCUUCAUCACCCUCCACACAGACAUAAACGCCCUAGAAAACUCCCUCGGCCGCGAAGGCCACAACCCAAACACGCCCACCUACGCCAAGUCCUGGAUCCGCACACAAGACGCCAAACGUGCCCUCCUCCAUGCCAUGCUCCUACAGCGCCAAUUCGAGACUCUCCCCGCCGGCGCCGAACCAGCCAUCCACGUGCCCCUCUCACUUUACUACUGUGGGAUCUUAUGGGCCUGCUUUUUGUGCUUUGGUCGGCUGGAUCAGGGUCUGGAUCUGGAUCAGGGUCAGGAUCAGGGUGUGCCUGUUACUUUGUCGGCGGGCGAUGCGCGGCAUUUCGAUGAGUUGGGGUUGGAGGGGGUGGAUGGGGUGGUGUUUUUGGAACAGUUGGGUUCGUCGAUUUUGCCGGGGAGGUUGGCUAUGGGGUCUUUGUUGAGGGUUGUGGAUUUGUUGCAGAGGGUUAAUCAUUUUCGGAUUGCGAGGCGAUUGGCUGAGACGCUUUUGGCUGUUGUUGAGGAGACGCAGGGGCUUUUUUAG
Messenger RNA from Penicillium manginii, 1023 nucleotides. RefSeq names its product transcription factor domain-containing protein. The coding region runs from base 1 to 1023 and encodes 340 amino acids. NCBI's taxonomy places the organism in Eukaryota, Fungi, Ascomycota, Eurotiomycetes, Eurotiales, Aspergillaceae. The transcript has a single exon. The record is from RefSeq and is a predicted model, not a curated record.